Etheostoma spectabile (orangethroat darter) is the source of this 3162-nucleotide messenger RNA. RefSeq names its product regulatory factor X, 2 (influences HLA class II expression) (gene rfx2). The transcript has 18 exons. Gene Ontology annotation, cellular component: nucleus. Gene Ontology annotation, molecular function: DNA-binding transcription factor activity, RNA polymerase II-specific; RNA polymerase II cis-regulatory region sequence-specific DNA binding. The record is from RefSeq and is a predicted model, not a curated record. Gene Ontology annotation, biological process: regulation of transcription by RNA polymerase II. Lineage: Eukaryota; Metazoa; Chordata; Actinopteri; Perciformes; Percidae. Bases 181 to 2382 code for a protein of 733 amino acids.
UGGACAUUCGAGGGUAGCAACAGUUGCCUCGAGACCCCGUCGCGCCAUAGUGACUGUAGCCGUGGAGACAGUUACUUACCAACGGGCGCAACACUCAGCAACAGCAGCAGCAUCUGGAAGUCACCGAGCGAGUGUGAGAGGAGAAAGAGAGCACAGCCAGAACUUUUCUAAAGGCAAAGCAUGCAGAGCUCCGAGGGAGGGUCAGACACCACGGCCAGCGUGGCAGCGCUGCGGACAUCAUCAUCAGCUCAGGCCCCUGUGGUACAGCCUGUCCCAGCCUCCCAGCAGAGGGUGCUGGUUCAAGCUACAGGCUCAGCUCAGAAGGGAGGACAAGUACAGCAGCUUUCUGUACCCAGGGUUCAACAGGUCUCUCAGCAGGUUCAGCAGGUGCAACAUGUCUACCCAUCCCAGGUCCAAUAUGUAGGAGAAAGUGGAGAGGCUGUUUACACCAAUGGAACUAUCCGAACAGCCUACUCCUACAACCCCGAGGCUCAGUUGUACGGGCAGAGCAGCGGGGGAACCUACUUUGACUCACAGGCCGGUGUGACAACGGUGGUCUCCUCUGCCAGUGGUGGGGUGCCCCCUCAUGGCAUGGUGGGCAUCGCUAUGGAUGUGGGCAGCAGCCACAUCAUCUCCAGCGGAAACACCUACCUGAUUCAUGGAGGAAGUAUGGAGGGAAGCCGCAACCACAUAUCACACUCAUCACGUUCCUCCUCAGCUAUGCUUGAAAUGGCGAUUGAAAACCUCCAAAAGUCUGAAGGAAUUGCAAGUCACAAAAGCAGCCUGCUCAACAGCCAUCUGCAGUGGCUGCUGGACAACUAUGAGACAGCGGAGGGAGUGAGCCUGCCCCGGUGCUCCCUGUAUAACCAUUACCUACGACACUGUCAAGAACAGAAACUGGAUCCGGUCAAUGCAGCGUCCUUCGGCAAGCUCAUCCGCUCAGUCUUCAUGGGCCUCAGGACCCGCCGCCUUGGCACCAGAGGCAACUCUAAGUAUCAUUACUAUGGCAUCCGGGUGAAGCCAGACUCACCGCUGAACCGGUUGCAAGAAGACACCCAGUACAUGGCCAUGAGGCAGCAGCCUGUCCAUCAAAAACAGAGAUUCAAACCUCUACAGAAGGUGGACGGUAUGUCUGACAGCCUGUGUGGAAGCUCUCAGCACUGUAACAGUACUCCAGAGCAGUCUGUGGCUGCUCAGAGCCAACAUCACCAGCAGUAUAUAGAUACGUCCCACACCUUGCCUCCAUUUCCCUCUCCUGACUUGGGCACCCAGCCUCUGCCUGAGCGCAUCAACAUUAAUGAUAUCAAGAAGCUGCAGACACUCUACAGAGACCACUGUGAGGCUACUUUGGAUGUGGUGAUGAACCUCCAGUUCCAUUACAUUGAGAAACUCUGGCAGACCUUUUGGUAUUCAACACCGCCAUCUAGUGAUGGAAAUACAACUAUCCCCAAUAGUGAUGAUGACCUGGAGGGUGUGAUCCCCAGAGAGAAGCUGGUGGCUCUGUGUAAAUAUGAACCAAUCAGACUAUGGAUGAGAAGCUGUGACCACAUCCUUUACCAGGCUCUGGUAGAGAUCCUAAUUCCUGAUGUGCUGCGUCCUGUUCCCAGCACUCUCACUCAGGCCAUUCGUAACUUUGCCAAGAGUCUGGAGGGCUGGUUGACGACAGCAAUGACCAACUUUCCUCAAGAGAUUAUUCGAACCAAGGUGGCAGUGGUCAGUGCGUUUGCCCAGACGCUGAGACGUUACACCAGUCUCAACCACCUGGCCCAGGCAGCCCGCGCCGUCCUGCAGAACACCUCACAGAUCAACCAGAUGCUUUCUGACCUCAACCGGGUGGACUUUGCUAACGUCCAGGAGCAGGCGUCAUGGGUGUGUCAAUGUGACGAGAGCGUGGUUCAGCGUCUGGAGCAGGACUUUAAGGUCACUCUGCAACAGCAGAGCUCUCUAGACCAGUGGGCUACCUGGCUUGACAACGUAGUCUCUCAGGUCUUGAAGCCUCACCAGGGCGGCCCCAGCUUCCCCAAAGCUGCUCGCCAGUUCCUGCUCAAAUGGUCUUUCUACAGCUCCAUGGUGAUCAGAGACCUGACCCUGCGUAGUGCAGCCAGUUUUGGCUCUUUCCACCUGAUCCGCCUGCUCUAUGAUGAGUACAUGUUUUACUUGGUGGAACACCGCGUGGCUCAGGCCACUGGAGAAACUCCUAUUGCUGUCAUGGGAGAGUUCAGUGAUCUGACCUCUAUGAUGCCAUCACUCAUGGAAAAAGAUUCCUCCUUCUCCGAUGACAUGAGUGACCUCGGCAGUGAUGCUGAUACAUCCAGAGGCCCUACUGAACCAGCUGUAAAGAGAGAGAGGAUUGACAUGAGCCACCCUCUGCAGGAGAUGUGAGUCUGAACGGGGCUGGACUAAAAGCCACAAGGACUUGCAUCUGACCCUAGAGUGGCAUUUGGGGCCAAGCACACCUCGUCCUCCUGCGUGUGUGGGCGUGCAAUUUACAUAGAAGAAAAUAACAAUGUCAGUCCUCGCCCCUACUAGCGUUUGAGAACGGAAAUGUUUUCUCCCAGGAAGCUCACAUCUGAUUUAGUUUUGUUUUGUUCUUUACUCACGGGUGUAACACAGGUAUGAUUUUCUUUCCAUUUUUGUUGCAACUGUGAAAGACUUUGUGCAGUACCUUUUUAAUUGGAUGUUUAACUUUGAGUGGUGGUGUGUGGCGUUUAUGUGAUUCAUCUUCUCUCUCUCUUUUUAGAAAAACAAACCUUAACUAGCUGUGCCAUAGUGUCAUUUGAGUGCCUUAGAUCGCUAACCUUGAAACCACCACUACAGAUGUCUAUCUGUCCCUCAGCUGUGCCUCUACCGCAGUAUGAAUGUAUCGUCUCCUAACCUCAGACAUUCAAAGCACCUUUAACAGUGAUUAGGUGUAUAUACUCCUUGUUGCCUCUGCUGCAGCUCACAGCAAACGCACACAACAAACAACAACAUGCAACUUACUGACCCAAAGGACCUUCCCCUCAGCUUAGCCACAGUCAUGGCUCUGUAAGGCCUCAUAGUCUCACAGUAGUCCAGGAGACAGGGAACUGCGUAUGUCACCUUGGCUGUGUAAGAUGUCAGUUUGUUUACCUCAAUAGAUUUCUAUGCUGUUCGGCUAAGAUGACAUGAGGCAAGGAUUUA